This is a messenger RNA of Lagenorhynchus albirostris (white-beaked dolphin), 2634 nucleotides long. It is a transcript of the gene CHMP1A, whose product is annotated as charged multivesicular body protein 1A. Lineage: Eukaryota; Metazoa; Chordata; Mammalia; Artiodactyla; Delphinidae. Gene Ontology annotation, biological process: endosome transport via multivesicular body sorting pathway; protein transport; late endosome to vacuole transport. The record is from RefSeq and is a predicted model, not a curated record. Bases 663 to 1256 code for a protein of 197 amino acids. Gene Ontology annotation, cellular component: multivesicular body; ESCRT III complex. The transcript has 6 exons.
UUGACGCCGCCGGGAGAUCCAGUCCGUCCGCCUCUGCCAGGGCUGCCGCUGCCGGACCGGCCAUGGACGAUACCCUGUUCCAGCUGAAGUUCACUGCAAAGCAGCUGGAGAAGCUGGCCAAGAAGGCGGAGAAGGACUCCAAGGCGGAGCAGGCCAAGGUGAAGAAGGUGAGUGCAGGCGCUGCCGCCGGGCCGGGCCUUUCCUCCUGUGGGUCCUGUGCUCCUCGGGCCUGGGCAGAGGCCGAACCCCUCUGUGGGGCGGGGCAGGGCUGGAGGCUCCUGGGGUUGCUGUGCUCUCCGUGGGGGGCUUUCUUACAGCUGGUUAGCGGCUAGAGUAGCUCCUGGGGUGCUGGGUUUGGAUGACUCCUCAGCCAGACUGAGGCUCCCAGGGCAAAAGGGGAACGCAGCCGACAUCCCAGUCUGAAGCCACGUCACCGCCAUAGUCGUGAUGCCUUUGGAAUCAGCACUGCCUGCGCUGGCUUUUCAAGCUCUGCUGCUUCCAGGCGGAGCUACGUCGUGUGAGGGCAGCUGAGUGUGUCGGUGGGAGUGGAGAGGCCUGGAAAGGUGGCCGUGUUUUCCUGAGCCCGGCUCUCUCGUCUGACUUUCUCUGAGGGCUGGCUGGGGGCCCUGCCCCUGGACACCCUCACUCCUGAGACAUUUCUGAUGAGAAAACCUGCAGAGAGGCUGAGAAGGGGCUGCCCCACAGCAGCAGACGGCGCCCCAGGACUGGCCGGGGCCGGGCCCCAGCUGGCAUUUCCCCCUGCAUUUCAGGCCCUUCAGCAGAAGAAUGUGGAGUGUGCGCGGGUGUACGCUGAGAACGCCAUUCGCAAGAAGAACGAAGGUGUGAACUGGCUCCGCAUGGCGUCCCGCGUGGAUGCCGUGGCCUCCAAGGUGCAGACGGCCGUGACCAUGAAGGGGGUGACCAAGAACAUGGCGCAGGUGACCAAAGCCCUGGACCGGGCCCUCAGCACCAUGGACCUGCAGAAGGUCUCUGCGGUGAUGGACAGAUUUGAGCAGCAGGUGCAGAACCUGGACGUGCACACGUCGGUGAUGGAGGACUCCAUGAGCUCGGCCACCACGCUGACCACACCACAGGAGCAGGUGGACAGCCUCAUCAUGCAAAUCGCCGAGGAGAAUGGCCUAGAGGUCCUGGACCAGCUCAGCCAGCUGCCCGAGGGCGCCUCUGCCGUGGGCGAGAGCUCCGUGCGCAGCCAGGAGGACCAGCUGUCUCGGAGGUUGGCCGCCCUGAGGAAUUAGUGGAGCCAAGCGGCAGCGUGCUCCCUCCCGGCCUCAUAGGGGAAGGGCUGGGAAGGCCGCCUCUGCCCCCUCCCCACUGCUCUCCCCCUCUCACCUGCCAGGCCUGGGACUCUGCCUCUUCUCUGAGCACGGGUGUGGGUCUGUGUCCGGCUGGGCGAGUUUGCACAAACUUCUGACUUCUGUGGGUAAUUUCUGUGACUCCGGGCCACCAGCUAGGCGAUCUGCAGGCUCCCCUCCGUCCACCACCACUGAGAAACCCCCAGGGACUGGCUGGUGGCUGCCACGUCGAUAUGGGGGCUUUCAGACUCCAUGUGAUGGCACACGCACUGGGAGUGGUCAGCCAGUGGGGGUCAGGGCUGCAGGCUGUUGCUAGGGACCCCUGGAGGCCCCCCGACUCCAUUUAGAACCUGGUCCUGCCAGCUGCAUGGGCCCCGCUCGGGCUCCCCAGUGUAAGGCGCCUAGCUCCCAGUCCAGCGGGCCCCCGGGGGUCUGCAUCCUCUCUCCCCUGCGCCUCUGGAGGGCUCGGGCCCUGCGGACUCUCCUCUAGGGAGCCGGAGUCUACGCUGAGGCCCCUCCCAGCCAGGGAGCAGGCGCCUCCCCCUCCUGGGGGGGAUGCUUUGCUCCUGUCACUAUAAAUGAUGGGGUGCCUCCCCCAUCUGGCUCUCGCUGCCUUGUGGGCUCACGCUGUUGACCUUGAAGCUGGAGCAGCUGAUGGAAGAGCCGCCCUCAGUGGGGCCAGCAGUGGCAGUGCUUCUGACGCCGUGCUGGGCUGGCCUGAGGGGAGCUUCAGACAGGCUGCACUUUUCUGUUUUCUCCAAUUACUGAAGUUUACUUCGUUUUCCUGAAGCUUCCAGGGAUUUUUUUUUUUUUUUUUUGCCAAAAAGAAGGAGCAAGUAGAUGGGGAGCGUUUGGUAUGAGCCCCUCCCCAGCGUCAGCUGGAGAGCACUGCUUGUCGGUGCUGACCAGAGGCCUCUGGCUGGCCGUCUGUCCUCACAGCGCUGGCUGUCACGGACAGAAACGUGGGAGAACUUUCCCUGGCUCUCUGCGUUUGAUUCUUCCUGGACUUGGAGCCCUUGGGUGCUCUGUACAGUAAGUUGUGCUGUGGGCUGCCUGGGGCUCUGGACUGUGGUGUGAGGCCGGAGAGAAUGGGCUUCAAGAGCCACCUGGUUUUUCUUCUGUGAUGCCGACCUCGCCUUACUCCCUGGCCAUCAUCCCUUGGGGCUCCCACGUGCCAGGGGUUCAGAGAAGGUCCCCAGGGGGUGCAGAGCUCCACGGAGACGCCCGCUGGGGGCAGAGGCCACACUGCAUCAAAGGGCAGCAGGCGAAGUUUGCCUUUUCCUGAAAUGCUGUUGUGAAUAAAGAGGUUGAUGCCCGAGAA